Molecule: messenger RNA, 1010 nt
Organism: Aspergillus neoniger CBS 115656
Lineage: Eukaryota; Fungi; Ascomycota; Eurotiomycetes; Eurotiales; Aspergillaceae
Product: sugar phosphate isomerase/epimerase family protein
Exons: 1
Coding region: 6-1010 (334 amino acids)
Source: RefSeq, a predicted model, not a curated record
UCAUCAUGCCCUGCAAACCUGCCAUCGCUUCCAUGUCCGUGGGCCGUGCCUGGGUCCAUUCUCUCCCCGAGAAGCUCUCCCAGAUCGCCCAGGCCGGCUUCCAAGGAGUGGAGAUUUUCUACGAAGAUCUGGAAUACCUUGCCAAAGAAAAGGGAGAACCGACAGAAGAGAAUCUCCUAGCUGCCGCCCGAGAAACCAAGGGCAUUUGUAACCAUCACGGCCUGGAAGUGAUUGGCUUACAGCCGUUCAUGUUUUAUGAGGGCCUGCUGGAUCGAGAUAUCCACCAACAGAAAAUCGCCAAACUUCACACCUGGUUCAAGAUUAUCAAGAUCCUCGGCACCGAUAUCAUCCAAAUCCCGUCAAAUUUUCAGCCCGAUGGCAUCUCAGGAGACCUUGAUCUUAUCAUCUCCGACAUGAUCGAGGUGGCCGAUCUGGGCCUGAAGCAAGAGCCGCCAGUUCGCUUUGCAUACGAGAGUCUCGCCUGGGGUACCUAUGUCUCAACAUGGGACACUAUGUGGGAAAUCAUCCAACGGGUGGAUCGCCCCAAUUUUGGUUGUUGUCUGGAUACCUUCAACAUCGCCGGUCGGGUAUGGGCUGAUCCCGCCAGUCCUUCGGGAAAGGUCCCUGACGCAGAUGCUGUGCUGGCCCAGUCGUUAGAUCACCUGGUCAAGACCAUCGACGUAGAAAAGGUCUUUUAUGUUCAGGUUGUCGAUGCAGAAAAGAUGGAGCAGCCGUUGGUCCCAGGCCACCCAUUCCACGUUGAUGGCCAGCCGGCCCGCAUGAACUGGAGCCGCAACGCGAGAUUGUUCCUGUAUGAACAGGACAAGGGUGGCUAUCUCCCUGUAGUCGAGGUGGCGCGCGUAAUUUUGAAGGAGCUCGGAUUCGAAGGAUGGGCGUCAAUGGAAUUGUUCUCCAGAACCAUGGCAGAUCCGGAUCCGAGCGUGCCACAGAGUCAUUCCCAGCGAGGUAUCCGAGCCUGGCAACAGUUGGCCAAGGAAUUGGAUCUAUAA